Messenger RNA from Laetiporus sulphureus 93-53, 960 nucleotides. Its product is annotated as NAD(P)-binding protein. Bases 1 to 960 code for a protein of 319 amino acids. Lineage: Eukaryota; Fungi; Basidiomycota; Agaricomycetes; Polyporales; Laetiporaceae. The record is from RefSeq and is a predicted model, not a curated record. The transcript is spliced from 10 exons.
AUGGGUGGUGCCUUCUCCGGCCUCAGAAAUAUCAUAGCUGUCAUCUCGCAGCUGUUUCCCGGGAAGCCAGAAUUCAGUCCGGAUCAGAUCCCUGACUUGACAGGGCAGGUUGCAAUAGUCACUGGAGGCAACACGGGCAUUGGCAAGGAAACUGUUAAGGUGUUGCUGCAGCAUAACACGAAGGUGUACAUGGCAUCUCGCAACAAGGAGAAGGCGGAAUCAGCAAUCAAAGAACUGAAGGAGAUGACGGGGAGGGAAGCGAUCUUUCUACAGUUGGAUCUCAGUAUUCUCGCCUCAAUCAAGCGUGCUGCUCAGGAAUUUUCAAGUAAGGAGCCGGCCUUGCAUGCGUUAUAUAACAACGCUGGUGUCAUGUGGUGUCCGGUCGAUUUGGUCACGGAAGAUGGGUAUGAUCUUCAAUUCGGCACGAAUGUUCUCGGUCAUUUCUACUUUACAGAGCUCCUCAUGCCCGCUCUCUUCGCAGGGGUGGAGAGCUCCCCCGACCAUCACGCACGCGUGAUCACUACCGCUUCCAGUGCCGCAUAUCUGUACACGCUCAACUGGGACACCUUCAAAGGUGGGCAGGCACGGCUCAAGAUGUCUACCGAGAACCUAUACAGCCAGAGCAAAUUUGGCAAUGUGGUAGUCGCACGAGAACUAUCAAAGCGCUACGCUGAUAAAGGCAUCAUUUCCAUCUCGCUUAAUCCUGGUGGGAUUGAUACCGAGUUGCAGCGAUAUGUACCCGACGGCAAACGCAAGUUUAUGCGGAUGACAAUCCUGCGCCCUGCACCUUGGGGCGCUCUCACACAACUGUGGGCAGGAACAAUGCCAGGGGCUCUUAAUCACAAUGGCAAGUUCUUGAUUCCAUGGGCCAAGGUCGGUCAGUGCCGUAAGGAGGCGUACGAUGACAAGAUUGGCGAGCAGCUGUGGAAUUGGCUUCAGGAACAGAUCAAGGACAGAUGA